AUGGCUCUGGCACGAACCAUCUACACGAUGAUCAGCAUGUCAGCCAAAUCUACGCUAUUGUUGACAGUCGGCAUCCUUCUAUCUCUACAGGCUGAAGCAACAUUGGCUCCGAACUGCAGCAGUGAAUGCAUCGAAGAGGUGACCGUGGAGUACUACAAUGACACACUUGGCGGCAUCAUGGAUGGUGGAGGGCUAAGGAUUGAGAUGGCUUCAACGGUCUUUUUAACAAAUUUAGACUGCCUCAUUUUCUCUCUCCCAUCUCCUCGUAUGUUUCACAUUUACUUUCACCUCAAUGAUCGACCUUACUCCUCUACUAGUAUCUCUACUCUGCCUCCUGUCCUUCAGGCCAAGGGUGGAUUUUGCAUAGACCCGCAGAAGCGCUUUGUUUACCAACCGAAUGGAUUAAAGUGGUGA
Messenger RNA from Hydatigera taeniaeformis, 414 nucleotides. The record is from the annotation of a GenBank genome assembly. NCBI's taxonomy places the organism in Eukaryota, Metazoa, Platyhelminthes, Cestoda, Cyclophyllidea, Taeniidae.